AUGUUCUCCCGUUUGAAAUACGACAUGCUAUCAUGUCGGACUGAAAAAGUAUUGGAUGAAGGACAGCCAUGCGAGCAAGCAGGGUUUCGAAAAGGAUUCAGUACGAUUGACCACAUUCACACUGUUUCGAAACUCAUCGAGGUAUCACGCGUGUACAAGAUGCAGCUCUGUCUUACCUUCAUCGACUUGAAGAAGGCCUUCGACUCAGUUGAGACGGAAGCGGUCGUGGAAGCCUUGGAUAACCAAGGCGUCCCUACUCAGUACAUAAAGGUACUUCGAGAGUUGUGCAGUAACUUCACGACCGGAAUUUCGAUGGGACGACAUGGGAGUGAAGGUUGGUGGUCGGCAGCUACACCAUUUGCGCUUUGA
This is a messenger RNA of Necator americanus (New World hookworm), 369 nucleotides long. RefSeq lists its product as uncharacterized. NCBI's taxonomy places the organism in Eukaryota, Metazoa, Nematoda, Chromadorea, Rhabditida, Ancylostomatidae. The record is from RefSeq and is a predicted model, not a curated record. The transcript is spliced from 2 exons. The coding region runs from base 1 to 369 and encodes 122 amino acids.